GCAAUAUUUGAUCGAUUUUGUUUUUUAAAGUGAAAAACAAAAAUGUCGUAUGCUUAUUUAUUCAAAUAUAUUAUUAUCGGUGAUACUGGUGUCGGUAAAUCAUGUCUAUUGUUACAAUUUACCGAUAAACGUUUUCAACCGGUUCAUGAUCUUACGAUUGGUGUUGAAUUCGGUGCCCGUAUGAUUACCAUUCAAAAUAAACAGAUUAAAUUGCAAAUAUGGGAUACGGCCGGUCAAGAAGCUUUCCGUUCUAUAACACGAUCUUAUUAUCGAGGUGCGGCUGGUGCAUUGUUGGUCUAUGAUAUUACACGUCGUGAAACAUUUAAUCAUUUGACCACUUGGUUAGAAGAUGCACGACAACAUUCCAAUUCAUCAAUGGUCAUCAUGUUGAUUGGUAAUAAAUGUGAUUUAGAAUCACGCCGUGAAGUUCGUCGCGAAGAAGGAGAAGCAUUUGCACGUGAACAUGGCCUAAUAUUUAUGGAAACAUCAGCAAAAACGGCUGCAAAUGUUGAAGAGGCUUUCAUCAAUACGGCCCAAGAAAUUUUCGACAAAAUUCAAGAAGGUGUCUUUGAUAUUAACAAUGAGGCAAAUGGAAUCAAAAUUGGACCACAAUUAUCACCAUCAAAUCAAAAAUCUUCAUCUGGUAAUCAAGCACUUGGUACUGGUGGUGGAUGUUGUUAAGAUGUGGAAUUAAUAGACAUUCAUCAUCAUGAUCAUCAAUCCAUUUUUUUCAAUUUUUAACAUCCUAUCACAAAAAUUCUCGAUGAAAUAAUAUGGCAAGCGAAAAACUAACAGAAUCUUUUAACUUUUAUUUUUAUCAUCAUUUUGGAUUGCAAAUCAACAAUAACCAACCAAUAUUCUAUUCUCUAAUCUUUGUCUUUUUUUUUGAUGAAAAACAAAUUCCGAGACAUACAAGAUCUAACCAAAAGAAAAAAUAUUUCAAACUAGUCAUUAUCAAGAAUGAACGUUAUUUUAUUGAUAACAAUGAUGUUUGUGGUGAAGUGAAUGAUUUUGUUUAAAAAAAACUAUCAUACUGGCUAUUUCUAAUUGUUUACUUAUACCAUUUUUAUUCCUCAUUAUUGAUAUUAUUUGUCUAAACAAUGACACAUUCCUUUCAAUUUUAUUCCUUUAAAACCCCCCUUCAUCUC
This is a messenger RNA of Dermatophagoides pteronyssinus (European house dust mite), 1148 nucleotides long. It is a transcript of the gene Rab2, whose product is annotated as RAS oncogene family member Rab2. Gene Ontology annotation, molecular function: GTP binding; GTPase activity. The record is from RefSeq and is a predicted model, not a curated record. NCBI's taxonomy places the organism in Eukaryota, Metazoa, Arthropoda, Arachnida, Sarcoptiformes, Pyroglyphidae.